AUGGCAGACAACUCUCAGAGUCUCAGUUACCAAGCUGGCGAGGGCAAGGGCCAGGCUCAGGUUAAGAAGGACGAUCUGAUGGACAAGGCAUCAAAUAUUGCUCAAUCUGCAAAGGAAUCAUGCCAAGAGGCUGGUGAGCAAAUAAAGGCCAUGACACAAGGGGCCGUUGAUGCUGUUAAGGAUGCAACCGGAAUGAACAAAUGA
Nelumbo nucifera (sacred lotus) is the source of this 204-nucleotide messenger RNA. Its product is annotated as stress-induced protein KIN2-like. NCBI's taxonomy places the organism in Eukaryota, Viridiplantae, Streptophyta, Magnoliopsida, Proteales, Nelumbonaceae. The record is from RefSeq and is a predicted model, not a curated record.